UGCUUUCCCUUUUGUUGGUGUGCUUGUCCACCAGACCAAAUCCUCCGAGCUUAGACCCGUUAGAAACGCGAGACAGUUAUGUUAUGGAUACGAUAGUCAGUUGGGUGAAUGAGUUCCACGGGAGGAAGAGGCAGAAAAAAGAGAGGCGCUGGAUCCACACCAGAAGGAGACACCUGCGAUCAGGUGUCGCUACAUAGGCGGAACUUGGAUUACUUCUCUUACCCGCUACUGGCGUUGUUUGCGUUAUUUCGAUUCCUCGCUGUGCACUGUGUCGUGCUCUUCGCCUGGUUAUGCGAGGGACUUUCUCGAGCUAUGGCUACAAGACCAAAAACACAGGCAAAUCAGCAAGGGAACAACAAGGUGUGCGAGGACAGCGGUGAGCGGAUAAGGAACCACCACAAGCAAGCUUUUGAAUACAUCUCUGUUGCAUUAAGAAUAGACGAGGAUGACAAAGGUAUGUUUUGGCACAAGGCGAAGGCCGUCCAAUGGUACAAACGGGGUAUCACUGAGCUUGAGAGAGGCAUCGCAAUCGAAAUAACGGGAAAUGGGGAGCAAUUUGAGCGCGAUAAACGCCUGCAGGCCAAGAUGACUACAAAUCUCAUUAUGGCAAAAGAUCGCCUGGAGCUUCUUGCAAAGCUUUCAGGGCCAGCUCAGAGAGCCACUUAUACAGAGAGUACAAACCAAUCGUACCAUAAUGGCCAUCUACACUCAGUUAGUGGCACUGUUCCCAAAAAGAGGGACUCCCUGACACACUCCAGUCACUCCCUUCCACGACCAAAGCACACACAGAAACCCUCCUCUUCGGGUGGGUACAGCAGUCACCAGCGAUCUCCCAGCUUUAGCGGGCUGUCCAGCACCCACACACACCAACCUGCCCCCCAGCCCAACAUCAAUAAGGGUAAAGCCAGCAACCGACAAAACUUCAAACCCCCCACAACCACUCUGCAGAAAAAGAAGGACACGAAGAACCUGAAGAAUGUGGACAGCAAGCUCGCUAACCUCAUCCUCAAUGAGAUAGUGGACAGUGGCUCGGUUGUGAAGUUUGAAGAUGUAGCUGGCCAGGAUUUGGCUAAGCAGGCCCUGCAGGAGAUAGUCAUUCUGCCCACACUGAGGCCGGAGUUGUUUACAGGGCUACGGACCCCAGCACGAGGCCUCCUCCUUUUCGGCCCUCCGGGCAAUGGAAAAACCAUGUUGGCGAAGGCAGUGGCCAUGGAAUCCAACGCAACCUUUUUCAACAUAAGUGCCGCCAGCCUGACCUCAAAAUACGUAGGGGAGGGAGAGAAGCUCGUCCGAGCUCUGUUUGCUGUGGCUAGAGAACUGCAGCCCUCUAUAAUCUUUAUUGAUGAAAUUGACAGUCUGCUCUGCGAGAGAAGAGAGGGGGAGCACGAUGCCAGCAGACGACUGAAAACAGAGUUCUUGAUUGAAUUUGAUGGGGUGCAGUCUGGGGGUGACGAAAGGGUGUUGGUGAUGGGUGCUACCAACAGGCCUCAGGAACUGGAUGAGGCUGUUCUCAGGCGAUUCGCAAAACGGGUGUACGUGGCUUUACCGACAAAUGAGACCCGGUUUAAACUUCUAAAGAACCUCCUGGGAAAGCAUGGCAACCCGCUGACUCAGAAAGAACUCUCCCAGUUGGCGAGAAUGACGGAGGGUUACUCUGGCAGUGACCUGACAUCACUAGCUAAGGAUGCCUCCCUCGGCCCCAUUCGAGAGCUGCGACCAGAGCAAGUUCGAAACAUGGCGGCAAACGAGGUGCGGGGCAUCAUCUUCUGUGACUUUGUGGAGUCCUUGAAGAAGAUCAAGCGGAGUGUUGGCCCCCAGUCACUGGACCUGUACGUGCGCUGGAACAAGAACUACGGGGACACCACAGCUGUAUGACACACACCCUCUAACACACACCGACUGACAUACAUACUUUCUUUGGUGAUAAAAAAAACAUGACCUAAAUAUGGUUUGGACAAUUGGACAGUCAUUUUUAUAACUUGAAGCAAUUUUUCACCCAUUUCACACUAAAAAGUUCAUUUUACUGAGACGUUUGUACAUAGCAUAUGUGCAUGACGUCACUGUAGGCCAUACUUCAUGCAUGAUAUAGAAUGGGAUCUGUGCCUUAGGUUUUUUACAAAAAACAGGUGCUUCCCUUUUCUCCUAGUUCCACAGCAAUUCUGUACAGGACUUGAAACUCCACACUGCCUGUUCUGAGACGUAAAAAUACUGUGUUAUUUGAAGCUAUUAAAGUUGACAUUUAAUUUCCUCUGAAUAAACCAGGGGAAACUUAAGUAGCGUAUUUUUCAGAUGUCAAAGCAAUAAUUCAGGGCUUUUGUAAUGCACUCGUGUAUAUAUAUAUAUAUAUAUAUAUAUAUAUAUAUAUAUAAAACUUUAUGCCAGAUUUUUCCUUCCUCCCACUUUUUGAGUAAUACAUUUCUUUCUAUAGUAGUUUUGACUGUAAAUAAUUCUUGCUUCUUAAUGUUAAACAACUACCGUAUUGUAUGAAACUCUAAACGUCCGUUUUAGUUUCUUUGAUUAACAUGCUACCCUUUUUUGUAAUGCUUGCAAUGCUUAUAGUCAUAGAGCACUUGUUUAUGCUAGAACCGGCUCUUAAAACAUCUGAAUGUUACAUUUGGACCUCAUGAUCGAAGACUGUUCAUUAUAGGAGAUGCUGUAGUUCAACUCUGAGCCACAAGAAGGCAUCAAGCUCCGUAUUUGUCAGUGUCACCUAAUAAGGGGAUGAUUCAUCUUUCAAAGCAUUUUACAGACAUUAUGACUUAUGUAUUGGCCUAUCCAUUUUGAGGUCUUAAUUAAUGAUUGUAAGUAGAUUUCAUCUCUGUUUUAUGAAUGCACAACAGCAAUAUUUAAUUCAUGCAUGUCUGCAAAUGAAUCAUCUGUGUUUUAAGUAGAAGAUGAGUGCAGAUACAUUGUCUGUUAAACCAAGUUCCUUGUUUUUCAAAGGAAAGCUUAAAUGAAAAAAGCUGUAUAUCUGACUUAAAAGAAGCGUAUGUGUGCAAGUUUUGAAUUUAAUUAAAUGUUUUUGGUGAGUCA
This is a messenger RNA of Osmerus eperlanus (European smelt), 3033 nucleotides long. It is a transcript of the gene spast, whose product is annotated as spastin. The transcript is spliced from 17 exons. Gene Ontology annotation, cellular component: microtubule cytoskeleton. The coding region runs from base 109 to 1875 and encodes 588 amino acids. Gene Ontology annotation, molecular function: ATP binding; ATP hydrolysis activity; microtubule severing ATPase activity. The record is from RefSeq and is a predicted model, not a curated record. NCBI's taxonomy places the organism in Eukaryota, Metazoa, Chordata, Actinopteri, Osmeriformes, Osmeridae.